AUGAUAGCAGCAUGGGUGAACUCGCUUUCUAUGGGCAUGGUCUUCUUCUGUUCUCCAGUAGUCAGCAUAUUCACAGACCUGUUUGGUUGUCGAAAAGUAGCUGUUAUUGGAGCUGCAGUAGGAUUUGUUGGACUCCUUUCAAGUUCUUUUGUAAGCACCAUUGAACCUCUAUAUUUCACCUAUGGAAUCUUAUUUGCCUGUGGCUGCUCAUUUGCGUACCAGCCAUCCCUGGUCAUUCUCGGGCACUAUUUCAAGAAACGCCUUGGACUAGUGAAUGGCAUCGUCACUGCAGGCAGCAGCUUGUUCACUGUGUCACUGCCUUUCCUCUUGAGAGUUUUGCUCUAUUCUGUUGGCCUAUACAACACCUUGCGGGUCCUGUCCAUCCUUAUAUUUAUUCUGUUCCUGGCUGGCUUUACGUACAAACCCCUUGUUUGCAAUGCCAAAGACAAGGAGGGAGGAAAGAAGGGCAAGUUCAGAUUUCCUCCUGGAAAAAAUAUUUGCAAUUUCUCCGUUUUCAAAGUUCUCAGUUACCGAAUUUGGGCUUUUGGUAUUCCAGCUGCACUUUUUGGAUACUUUGUGCCUUAUGUUCACUUGAUGAAGCACGUAAAAGACAGAUUUGGUGACAGCAUGCCAGAAGAAGUGCUGCUGCUGUGUCUGGGCAUUACUUCAGGAGUUGGCAGACUGGUGUUCGGCAGAGUUGCAGAUUAUAUUCCUGGUGCAAAAAAAGUUUAUUUACAGGUGGCCUCAUUCUUCUUCAUUGGCCUGAUGUCCAUGAUGAUUCCACUGUGCCACGUCUUUGGAGGUCUCAUCGCUGUCUGUCUCUUCAUGGGCCUGUUUGAUGGGUGCUUCAUUUGCAUUAUGGCUCCUAUUGCCUUUGAGCUUGUUGGGGCUCAGGAUGUCUCCCAGGCCAUCGGGUUCCUGCUAGGACUCAUGUCAAUACCUAUGACAGUUGGUCCACCCAUUGCAGGUUUGCUGCGCGAUCGCCUCGGCACCUAUGAUGUAGCAUUCUACCUGGCCGGAGUCCCUCCCCUCAUUGGCGGUGCUAUAUUGUGUUUCAUCCCCUGGGUCCACGAACGGCAGAAGUUAAAAGAAAGAGCAAAACCUGUUGAUGGAGAAACUACUGAGAAAAUGCUGGAAAAAGAAAGCACUUUGUCGGACACGGCAGAAAAGCCAGUCAAAGAAAUGGAAUCUGGUUUUUGAUGCUUUCUCUUCCUGUACCAGCCCGACCUUCUUCUACCGAAGCUACAUUUGUACUUUUCGGCUGAAAAUACCAUAUGAUGCUGAAGAAGUUUUGAACUAUGGCUCAACUUUCAAAACUGCUAUAAGAAUCUUUUAUACCAUUGAACUUGUUUUGAUGAGUCAUUGAGUUUGAUUUCAAGCCAGAAUUUCAAGGUAUUUGAAGUUUUGUAGUGUUAGUGUGUACGUGCGUAGUGAUUCUGUGUGUGAAGAGAAUAUUUUUGUAAUUCAUCAGAACCUAUUUCUGGAAGUGUGAAGGCUGGUUUUGGUUCACUGACCCAGGAUUCUUCAAUAACUCUUACGGUCCAUCCAAUGCAGGCACACUCGUGGGUGUUUAUGCUGGAAAACGUGGUAGCUCUUAUGACUGAUUUGGUUUUCAAAGUUUCUCGUGCUGUUUUACGCUCUUUUACAAUUUUGUAUCAUGA
Molecule: messenger RNA, 1661 nt
Organism: Opisthocomus hoazin
Lineage: Eukaryota; Metazoa; Chordata; Aves; Opisthocomiformes; Opisthocomidae
Source: RefSeq, a predicted model, not a curated record